Molecule: messenger RNA, 183 nt
Organism: Pseudocercospora fijiensis CIRAD86
Lineage: Eukaryota; Fungi; Ascomycota; Dothideomycetes; Mycosphaerellales; Mycosphaerellaceae
Exons: 4
Coding region: 1-183 (60 amino acids)
Biological process (GO): proton motive force-driven ATP synthesis
Molecular function (GO): proton transmembrane transporter activity
Source: RefSeq, a predicted model, not a curated record
AUGCCUGGACUGCUCGGAAAGAAGUUCCCCACGCCAAUUGCGAAGCCAAUGUGGCCAUUCUUCGCUGCCACCCUCAUCGUCGCAUAUGGCAUUAAUUCCUUCGCAGAUGUGCUCGCAAACUCCGAUGAGUACAAGAACGACCCAAGGAACCCAAAGAACAAGAUCCCCAAGCCGGCGCAUUAG